AUGUCUGCUCCGGGGACCAUGAGCUGCUCUCAGGAGGACCUCAGGCAGAAGCUUUUGGGGAACGUGAAGAGAGAGGUGAAACAGAUCAUGGAGGAAGCUGUCACCAAGAAGUUCGUGCACGAAGACAGCAGCCACAUCAUUGCUCUGUGCAGUGUCGUGGAAGCUUGCCUGCUCCACACGCUGAAGCGUAGAGCUGCCGGCUUCCUCCGAAGCGACAAAGUUGCUGCACUUUUCACAAAGGUCGGGAAAACCUACCCGAUCGCAGGAGACGUGUGCAAGAAGGUUCAAGAGCUGCUGCAGCAAGUGGACAAGAAGAAUCAGAACAAUGGGCAGGAAUCUCUGAAACGACAGGGAUCUGUAUCCAAGAACCCGAUCCUUACGCCUCAAGCUAUUAAACACAUCUGGGUGCGUACUGCCUUGUUUGAGAAGGUGCUGGACAGAAUAGUGCAGCACCUUGUUGAUAAUUCCAGUAAAUAUUAUGAACAAGAAGCUCUCAUGUCAGAUCGAGUCUGUGGUCCAAUUCUCGCCUCUCUGCUCGUUGGCCCUUGUGCAUUGGAAUACACGAAGCUCAAAACCGCUGACCACUACUGGACCGAUCCGUCUGCUGACGAGCUGGUACAAAGACACCGGAUACACGGAGUACACGGACGCCAGGAUUCACCGUCCAAACGCCCGGCACUGGGUAUAAAGAAGCGUCACUCCAGUGGGAGCAUGUCCGAGGAUAAAUUUGCGGCCUCAGCGAGGGAGUACGUAGAGUCGCUCCAUCAGAAUUCCAGGACCCACCUGCUGUACGGGAAGAACAACGUGCUCGUGCAGCCGAAGGAGAAUGUGGAGACUGUGCCUGGUUACCUCUCGCUCCAUCAGUCCGCGGAACACCUGACUCUCAAGUGGACCCCGAAUCAACUCAUGAACGGAACGCUGGGAGAUUCUGAGCUGGAGAAGAGUGUGUACUGGGAUUACGCUCUGACUGUGCCGCUGAGUCAGAUAGUCUGCAUCCACUGUCACCAGCAACCGGACUGUGGAGGUACCUUGGUUCUGGUCAGCCAGGACGGAAUCCAGAGGCCUCCCCUGCACUUUCCCCAAGGUGGCCACUUGCUGGCCUUCCUCUCCUGCCUGGAGAACGGGCUCCUGCCCCGGGGACAGCUCGACCCACCCCUGUGGUCGCAGCGAGGAAAGGGCAAAGUCUUCCCGAAACUUCGGAAAAGAAACAGCAAAACCAAAUCCGUGGACCUAGAGGAGCCGACGGAGGAAGAAAUAGCUACCGAUUACGUGUUUAGAAUCAUUUAUCCCGGCCAGAAGAACGACUACAUCACUAUUAACUACCACCACUUAGCUGCCAGUCGUUCUGUGUCUGUCGAGGAUGACGAGGAGGAAGAGGAUAGGCUACAUGAAAUGAUUUCUAUGAUCUGCUCACGGAACCUCACAGCUCCUAAAAUGAUGAAAGAUCCCGGCGACUUGUUGGAAUUGCACGGAUAUUGCUCGGCUCAGUUUCCGUGGCAACAGGGAGACGCCUGUAGCCGAGGCUCCUCAUGCCAAUCGUGUUCCCGCCGCGGCUCCCCUUAUGACCUGCCCACCUGGUGUACCUGUGGCCAUGACAGGACCCCACUGAAGAUGCUGUGUGAGAGUAUGAAGAGACAGAUUGUUUCAAGAGCAUUUUACGGCUGGCUCGCGUACUGCCGUCACCUCUCCACGGUCCGCACACACCUGUCGGCGCUUGUGAAUCACGCUAUCGUCCCGCCAGACAAGCCCUGCGAUGCCUCGGGCGGCCUGACUUCCGAAGUGUGGAGUAAAUACCAGAAGGACAGGAAGAACUACAAAAAGUUAGAGCUUCUCCGGUUGGUUUACUACGGAGGCGUCCAGCACGAGAUAAGGAAGGAUGUGUGGCCCUUCCUUCUAGGACACUACAAGUUUGGGAUGAGUAAACAGGACAUGGAUCAUGUGGAUGAAGCUAUUGCAGCCAAGUACAGAUAUGUGAUGACAGAAUGGAAAACCUGUGAGAUAGUCGUCAAGCAAAGGGAACGGGAAACCCACUCUGCCAUCCUGGCCAAACUCUCCUCCGGCAGUAGCAUAGACAGCCACGUACAGAGGCUAAUCCAUCGUGAUUCCACCAUCAGCAACGACGUCUUCAUUUCCGUUGACGAAGGAGACCAGCCAGGCAAAGACUCUAAAGCCACGGAUGACCCAAUAUCAACCAUAGUAAGCCUUGGCACCCCAACCGUAGCGCUAGAAGAAAGACCGUCAAUGGAGUUUGACUCCCCAGACUCGGGCUUGCCUUCCUCUAGGAAUUAUUCGGUUGCAUCGGGACACUCGCGAAUCCUUUCGAGUACUGAUGAUGGUCAGAGCCUGUGCAUGGAGGAGGGCGUGCUGGAGGAUGAAAGUAAGACUGAGUUGGGUGAAACUUCGGAACGGACUGAUAUUGUCAUGGAGUCCGGUCCUCAAGGGCUAAGCAUUCGGCAAAAGACAGGCUCUGAGAGCUGUUUUUCGGAAGAACAGCUGUGUGCUCAGUUGGAUUCGAUACUGCCCGAAGACUAUAUCUCAUCAUUGCCAUCCACAACAUAUACGACAGAACUGAUGGAUGCCGUUUCACUCAAUUGGCACCGGAUUGAUAAGGAUGUACAGCGCUGUGACAGAAAUUACUGGUACUUUACCACGAUCAAUCUCGAAAAACUAAAGAAUAUCAUGUGCAGCUACGUGUGGGAGCACUUGGAUAUAGGAUACGUGCAGGGAAUGUGCGACCUCUUAGCACCUCUUAUGGUUAUCCUGGACAAUGAGCCACUGACGUACAGCUGCUUCACUCAGCUCAUGAAGAGAAUGACUCAGAAUUUUCCCAACGGAGGAGCCAUGGACACUCACUUUGCCAACAUGAGAUCCCUGAUUCAGAUUCUGGACUCCGAGGUCUUUGAGCUCAUGCACCAAAACGGGGACUACACACAUUUCUACUUUUGUUACCGCUGGUUCUUGCUGGAUUUCAAAAGAGAACUCUUAUACGAAGAUGUCUUUGCCGUGUGGGAGGUUAUCUGGGCAGCAAAGUACAUCUCCUCCGAGCAUUUUGUACUUUUCAUUGCCUUGUCUCUGGUGGAGCUGUAUCGGGAGAUCAUUCGUGACAACAACAUGGAUUUCACCGAUAUUAUAAAAUUCUUCAAUGAAAUGGCCGAGCGCCACGACGCCCAGCAGAUCCUGAGGAUCGCCCGAGACCUGGUCCACAAGGUGCAGACGCUGAUUGAGAACAAGUGACUGACGUGAGGGAGACGGGCAGAGUCUCAGCAUCUCUGUAACCCCGGCAGGAUUGUCCCCCCUCCCCCCCACCCAUUACCCCCACUCCCACUCUUCCUCUCCUCUCCUCUCCUUGCCCGUGCACUGAAGAACGAUGAUCCCAAAGGACGGGCUUCACACACUGCGGGAAUACACACGCUCAGAGAACGUGUCGGUAGCCAAGAAGCCAGAAAGACUUAUGAUCCCCUCAUUCCCCUCCCCUCUCCCCGUUCUGCCCUCCCCCCCCCCCCUCCUCACCACUCCCACCACCACAAUCUCUCCCUCAGGCAAACCAUUUUAUUCCUCCACAGUAUAGGUUUUUAACUGUCUACGUUAAUUCUCUCCCAUUCCAUCUUCUUCCCCAUCGCUGUUCAUCUCCCACACCCCCACCCCACCACCGUCCCUGCCUGUCUGCCCGCCCGCCUGCCAGUCAUGCCGAAUCUAUUGCCUGUCUCAGCGAGUGCCUGAUUGCGAUGGGUCCCCCCUUCCCCACCCCCACCACCGCGGUGCCCGCUGCUUUGGUUGACAAGGAAACAUUGAGUGAAGGAGUUAAUCCUUGACACUUUCGGAAUCCGCUCGUCUUUUUUUCCCCCCAACGCACAUUUAUUCCCGUCGCGACUUUUUGAAACUCCGACAGAAACAGACGGGAACCUAGUGAGCAAGUGUUUUUGAAUACCAGCCCCCACCCGCCAGCCCCCCAACACAACCCACCUGCCUCUCUCC
Messenger RNA from Callorhinchus milii (elephant shark), 3975 nucleotides. RefSeq names its product small G protein signaling modulator 2 (gene sgsm2). The transcript is spliced from 24 exons. NCBI's taxonomy places the organism in Eukaryota, Metazoa, Chordata, Chondrichthyes, Chimaeriformes, Callorhinchidae. The record is from RefSeq and is a predicted model, not a curated record. Gene Ontology annotation, molecular function: GTPase activator activity. Bases 1 to 3234 code for a protein of 1077 amino acids.